Messenger RNA from Periophthalmus magnuspinnatus, 4663 nucleotides. RefSeq names its product formimidoyltransferase cyclodeaminase (gene ftcd). The record is from RefSeq and is a predicted model, not a curated record. Bases 206 to 1837 code for a protein of 543 amino acids. The transcript is spliced from 14 exons. NCBI's taxonomy places the organism in Eukaryota, Metazoa, Chordata, Actinopteri, Gobiiformes, Gobiidae. Gene Ontology annotation, molecular function: transferase activity; folic acid binding.
AGAACCAAAACUGAAGCUAGACUAAAGCAGGGAAUAAAGCAGUGUCUGAGCCAGGACUGAACCAGGACUGAACCAGGACUGAACCAGGACUAAACCAGGACUAAACCAGGACUAAACCAGGACUGAACCAGGACUGAACCAGGACUGAACCAGGACUGAACCAGAACUGAACCAGAACUGAACCAGAACUGAACCAAAACUGGACAUGGCUCGUCUGGUGGAAUGUGUGCCAAACUUCUCUGAGGGAAGAAACAAAGACGUGAUAGAUGCCAUCGCUCUCUCCAUCUCUCAGACUCCAGGUGUGUCUCUUCUGGAUGUGGACCCUGGGGUCUCCACAAACCGAACGGUCUUCACGUUUGUGGGGAGUCCUGAGGCUGUCGUGACCGGAGCCCUGAAUGCCGCUAAGACCGCCUUCCAACGCAUCAACAUGGCAACGCACAAUGGGGAGCACCCUCGUCUUGGGGCGAUGGACGUUUGUCCCUUUGUCCCUGUGCAAAAUGUCUCUAUGGAGGACUGUGUGAAGUGUGCAGAGGAGUUUGGACAAAAGCUGGCAGAAACUCUGCAGGUCCCAGUGUACCUGUAUGGAGCUGCAGCACGCUGUGAGUCCAGGAGAAGUCUACCUUCAGUUAGAGCCGGAGAGUACGAGGGUCUGCCCCAGAAGCUGCAGCGCUCUGAAUGGGCCCCUGACUUUGGCCCUGCCUUGUUUGUUCCAUCCUGGGGGGCCACUGUCACUGGAGCUCGAAAGUUCCUUAUCGCCUUCAACGUGAACCUCCUGAGCACCAAAGAGCAGGCUCAUCGCAUCGCUCUGGACAUCAGGGAGCAGGGGAGAGGACAGAACCAGCCCGGUCUGUUGAAGAAGGUCCAGGGGAUGGGAUGGUAUCUGGAUGAGUCAAACUUGGCUCAGGUCUCCACCAACAUCCUGGACUUUGAGGAAACUCCAGUCCACAGAGUUUUUGAAGAAGUGUGCAGUACAGCUAGGGAGUUGAAGUUGCCAGUGGUGGGCUCUCAGAUGGUGGGCCUGGUCCCCCUACAGGCCGUGUUGGACACUGCAGAAUUCUACAUCAAACGUGAUGAACUCUUUGUGAUUGAAGAGGAGCACAAAGUCCGACUGGUGAUCAGUAAACUGGGCCUGGACUCACUCGGACCCUUCAACCCCAAAGAGAGGAUCAUAGAGUACAUGGUGAGUUCCCAUGAUGCUGCAGGGCUAUCCUCUCUUCCUCUAUGGGACUUUGUGCUCAGAGUGGGAGCACGAACUGCUGCCCCUGGUGGAGGCUCGGUGUCUGCUGCCAUCGCCGCUAUGGGGGCAGCACUGGGCAGUAUGGUGGGUCACAUGACUUAUGGGAGGAGACAGUUCGAGGGGCUGGAUGCUCUGAUGCGGCGUCUGAUUGGUCCAUUUCACAGAGCCAUGAUUGACCUCACCAAGAUGGUGGAUGAGGACGCCAACGCCUUCAAUCAGUACAUGGCCGCACUGAAGAUGCCCAAAAGCACAGAGGAGGAGAGAGCCAGGAGAGAGGAUCAGAUGCAGCGUGGUCUACAGGAGGCUGUUAAAGUCCCUCUGUCUUUGGCUCAGAAAGUCUCUGGACUCUGGACUCAUUUGAAGGAGCUGUGUGUGCACGGGAACAUCGCCUGCCAAUCAGACAUCCAGGUGGCAGCCAAAGCUCUGGAGACAGCCGUGUUUGGGGCUUAUUUUAACGUCAUUAUCAACCUGAAGGAGAUAAAGGAUCAGGAGUUUAGAGACAAGAUGGAGUGUGAAGCCCGAGCUCUGCUGCAGGAGGCCCAGGACAACGCUGCCGCCUGCCUUUGUGCCUGCGAGCAACGCACAGCCGCGCAACACUGAGGAUCAAACUACAGCAGCAGCGUACCUCUAUGCUUCUGAGCCAUGCAACCCAGCGCCACAACACUGAUGAACAAACUACAGCAUCAGCAUGCCUCUGUGCCUAUGAGCCCUGCACCUCCGCCCCACAACACUGAGGAUCAAACUAUAGCAACAGCGUGCCUCUGUGCCUCUGAGCCACGCACCUCAGCCCCACAGCACUGAGGAUCAAACUACAGCAUCAGCGUGCCUCUGUGCCUCUGAGCAACACUACUCCAUCUGUUCUGGUGUAAAACUGUGAUGUUGGGUCCAGAGUAAAUCUCGUUUUCAAAUCAAAUGUGAAUGUUUGAGUCAUUUUGGAUGUUUUUGUCUUGUGAGAUUCGUUCAGACUAAGACUGGAACAAGACCAGACCCAAACCGGACCAAUACCAAGACCAGAUCAAGACCAAAACCGGACCAAGACCAGACCAAGACCAGAGUCCAGGUAAAACUUGCGGUAUAUGACACAAGAUGAAUGGAUGAAAGGACCCCUCUUGAUCUGACGUUGUUGGUUCAAAGCCAGGACCUCACUUGGUGCUCAUAUUCUUGAGAACAUAGAAAGUUAGUUUUCUGAAGUUCUAAUUAGAUAUGAUCUCAUCCACUGAUGACAAGAUGUCGAGAAGGAAUCAAACUGGCAAUCCAUGUGCCCUCAGACUGUUCCAUCUGAGUGCUCUACCUCCGGAGCCACCGGGACAUUUUAAACUUUGGUGUGUAAAAUGUGUUUCUUUUAGACAGCCUGGUCUGAGCCGAAUCCUGGAUCAGACCCAGGUGAGUUCCUCUGUGUCUGUGGGGGAGAGCAGGAAUCAAACCAGUGACCUCCCGACACCAGCUGGACCCUGUUGUAGCAGUUGCCGUCCCUCGACACCCACUGUGUCAGGUGUGUCUGAUUACAAACCCCUGGCUGUAGGUGCAGAGUUUGAAGUGUGGAUACCUGUUAAACCAAUCACACUGUGCCUUAUACCUCCAGACCCCGCCCCUCUGCCCCCUCACUCUCGCCUUAGGUCCUCCAGAUGCCCCUCUUCCUCCCCCCUCACUCUCCCCUUUAGUCCUCCAGACUCCGCCCUCUUCUCACCUCACUCUCCUUUUUAGUCCUCCAGACCCUGUUUUUUUCAUUCUGGUUGUGUUUAUUGCAGUGAAACCUGUGUCCUGACUGUAAGCGGACUUGCAUCUCCACAAACCUGACUCUUAUUUGGCAUAAAACUCAUCUGUCUCUGAUAGGUUCUAUAUUACAGUUCAAAAGAGAAGAGAAGACAAGAGAGAUUAUUUUGUCUCAAUAUUGAGGAGAAAGAGCGGAGAGGCAAAAAACCUUCAGUUACAAAUCACCUCGCACCCUCUCUCUCACACACCCUUGCUUUUUUAUUUACUUCCCACGGUUUUGUACCAGCCAGUAAAAUGUCACUAUUUUACUCGGUAACGGGACUCCGCAUCCGUCCCUCUUGCCAUGGUUUUGUACCAGCCAGUAAAAUAUCACUAUUUUACUUGGUAACGGGACUCCGUAUCCGUCCCUCUUAGUACUACUACUACUAUUAGUAUUAGUAGGUUUUAGUACCUAAUUGGAGCCUAGGAUAAUUAGGAUUUCUCUACGCGCAUGACCCCCAGUCACACCGUUUUUUAAAGCAAGACCUACUCACUCGUCUUGUCUCUCUCUUCCUCGGUAUCCGUCAACCUUUAGACUCCAAAAGAUAUCGAGAGAGCCAGUCCUGGAAAAGGUCUCGAAUGCUGUGGCCACAGUCUCACCUGGGUCUCCGACAUCCGCUGGAGUCCUCCGGUAUAUUGGAAUCCGGCUCGAAGGACCAAGUUGAUAGGUUCACAAGCUAUAUUACAGUUCAAAAGAGAAGAGAAGACAAGAGAGAUUAUUUUGUCUCAAUAUUGAGGAGAAAGAGCGGAGAGGCAAAAAACCUUCAGUUACAAAUCACCUCGCACCCUCUCUGAAGGCCCCGACCGUUUUUUCUCCUCUUUUAUUAAAGUUAGGAAACCCUAGUUACAUACACAUACACUGCCACUCUGAAGGGAUGGGGGGGGGCAUAUACUUUGCGAGCAGUGUAAAAACAUAUGACGAAAUUCACAGAGAAAUAUAUUCUGUUUUUGCAUUUCCAGAAGGUCAUUCUUCCCCUUCGCACAAACAUCCUCCCAUGAUGUUUCUGUUUUAGGGUUUCACAGUGACCUUCUUCCCGUGGGAUCCUGCACUUUCAAAAGACAUUUUCUGCAAGACUCAAGAACAAACAUUAGUGCAGAUUACAUAGUUUACAUAGUUGAAUAUAAUGAUUAUAAUAAAGAGUGAACAUUACAUUACAGUACCUUUAAAAUGAACAGUGAGAUAACAUAAUAUAACUUAAAUAUAUAUUUUUAAUCCAUCAGUCUCUAUGGAAACUGUUCUGAAGUAUGGUUUUAACUUUCUGUUUCCAUAGAAUCAUGCAGGUGACGUGCCACCUCCAGAAAGUUCCACACUGUAUCUUUAAGAGGUUUGUGGCUGUGUCCAUAGACUGUUUAUAGCUCUGUUCUCACGGAGUUGUGGUCCUACAGAGGCAGGUUCAACGAUAAGUAUUAUUUUUCUAGCAAACAUUGUGAUUGUGUAUAAAGACCCCAUGGAGACUCUGGGAAGGCAUCUGACACACACACAGGGACAUUUCAGAGCAUGUUUGCACAGAUCUAAAGUACAGGAGAUGUUUGUGCACAUUUGAAAUGAUGUUGAUGAUGUUUAACUGUGCAGCGCUAACUGAAGGCCAUUUCAUGUCUGGAUAGUGUACCUGGUCCAGCGUAUAUUUGUCAGUUUUCAAAAACAGGAGAAUAUAAACAGACUACUUCCCUUUC